AUAGGUUCAGAAUCCCUUAUCGCCUGCGUCACUAAUGAGAUGCAGAUGCUAUGGGUUAUGCCCUUAUCUCAGAUGCCCGUAUGAUGCGGACAAACAUUAUCUUGUACGAUCAUAACAAUGGCGAGUACUAGUAAGUUUCAGGCAAUCAAAUUAACAGAAGAUGAUGUUCCUGGUGCAAAAUUAAUUUAUCCAGAGGUUGAAAAUCAUUCUGUUGUACAAUUAAGAAGAUGGCUACUUUGCAGAGGAGUUAAAACAUCUGGAAAUAAGUGUGAUCUAGUCCAGAGAGUAAAAGACUGCAUUUCAUCUGGAAACACAGACAUAAGUGUAAGUGUUGAUGCUGGAAAAUGGAUGGAUUUGAAGGCAUCAGAUCUUAGAGCAUCAACUUCAGAUGAUGCAUCAAACAACCCAAAAAUUCCCCCAGUUGUUGGUUGGAAAGUUUUCCCAUCUACAAACUUGCCACAAUAUUUCAAUGAAGGUCAUAUUCAUCAUUAUAUAAUUGAAAGUGUGCAAUUAGUAGACAAGCCUGGAAAUGAUUCGGGAGAAGAGGAUAUUGAUGACCUACACACAUCAAAACCAUUGAAAAAAGGGAAACAAUAUUUCAAGAGUGGGCAUGUUUGUAACUUAAAGGACUUUAAGUCAGGGAACGUUUAUUUUCUGAAGGCCUCUGUAAUGGCAACCUACAGAAUCAACAUAUCUUACAAUGUCACCGUAACAAUGUCUACAGAAACUGGUUUUGUGCAGGAUGCUUCAUGCACUUACAUUGCUUCAUCCAUGGGAAGAUGUAGCCAUGUUGCAGCUGUGCUAUUUGCCCUUCUGGACUAUUGUCAACAAUAUGGCCAUGAACCAGCUGCUUGUACUUCAAAAAAGUGCGAGUGGAAUGUUGGAAGGAAGAAAAGAAAGAAUCCACAAAAAAUUACAGAAUCUAAGUAUUCCGGAAUCAAACAGAAGAAGAUUGACGAACUGAUCUCAUAUGACCCCCGUCCACCAAUAUAUCAGACUGAUGACAAUCCUGAUAUUGAGGAAAAUACAUUCUGGCAGGAACUUCAGUUUCAAAACUGUUCCAGUAGUAUGUGGGCUACACUUCUGAAAUAUAAUUAUGCAGAUUAUGACAUAGAUGACCUGCAUGCAGAAGAGCUGAAGAUUAAACGUACAGUAUUUUUGGAAAAUCUUUCGCUGUCCUUAAGCACAGAUCCCACUGAAAUCUUCCCAGCGGUGUGA
Saccostrea cuccullata (small rock oyster) is the source of this 1218-nucleotide messenger RNA. RefSeq lists its product as uncharacterized. The record is from RefSeq and is a predicted model, not a curated record. NCBI's taxonomy places the organism in Eukaryota, Metazoa, Mollusca, Bivalvia, Ostreida, Ostreidae. Gene Ontology annotation, molecular function: zinc ion binding. The transcript has 2 exons. The coding region runs from base 118 to 1218 and encodes 366 amino acids.